AGAGAGAGAAAGAGGGGGAAAAAGAGAGAGAGAGAGAGAGAGAGAGAGGAAGGCGGGUAGAGUAGUACGUUGAUUAGGUUGAAACGUUGGCGAACGAUAACAGCACUCGAAGGAGAGUCUCAGGGCGGACGAUUUCAAUGGUCGCGAUUCAUGUUGAGAGGUUGUGACAGCAUACCUUUAACAAUCGCUGUUGUCACUGAAGAGGUUGCAAAAGUGGCGAUAAACCAGCAUCGAUCGCGCUGACUCGUCGCAUUCUCAGCCGGGUUCCUGCAAGAGGUCGGGGCCUACGGUAAAAGACGAGGACAGAGAGCGGGUAGAGAAGAGCAAGAAGGAUAGUCUGGGGAAAGCUAACCGGACGGAGAGAGACAGAGCGAGGAAAGCGUGCGCACAUACCGUAGGAAGGAAAGUAGGGAAAACUUGGGGUGGGAGUUAGAGGGUAAUAGCGAGCAAAAGACGGGAGCCAGUGGUGUACGACUGUUGGUGGACGAUAUUAGGCGACCAGGAUAGAAGACGGUGAGAUAAUAAAUACAGAUAAAUUGCUCACAAAAUGGCCUGGGGUUAUUGGAGCGCAACGUCAGUCAGCGAUCGGGGUCGGUCACCCCGUCGCGAAAAGGAUAAACAACAGCAUCAGAGUUUGCAUCAGCAGCAACAGUAUCAUCAGACGGAAACGAGCACAGGAGCUAUGCAGGGGAUGUACGGUGUGCAGCAAGUACAAGGUGAGCUCGCGGGUGUCAGCUCCUCCUCUGCCGUUUCUACAGGGCCCGGUGCUAUUCCUGGUUCCGCAGUAGAGGAACCACCCUGCAGUAUGAUGAUACAGGGUGGUUCCUUCUAUUCUUAUUCCACGGCUGCGGCUGCGGCUGCGACUGCGACUGCUGUUGGGCGUAGGAUACCUCCUACCGUUGAAGGAGGACCAUCCACUUCUUCCACCGGUAUACAAGUGUUACCGAGAGAUAGGCCGAUCAAAUCGAGCAGCAGCACUUAUCCACCGUCGCCUAGCAGCGAUUCAGCUGAAUACGAACAACCGAUCGUCAGUUUGCGAGGAGAAUGCUCACCACCCCAUAACAGUCCCCGUGACGAUAUAUUCGCCCAGCCUGGAUCUUCUUCCUCCAGAAUGAAACUGCUAUGCGACAAAGGUAUCGAUGACACCUCUGAUGUUGAUCUCGACGAAGUAAUUCCGACGGAGAUGAUGUACGCGACCGCUAAUCGAGCUAUAGGGACUAGUACGUGUCGUGUACAUGGAUCGUGUAAUCCACCGCCGGAUUCUGCAGCCCCUAUCCAGUCUCUAAUCGAUGACACCACUGGAUCUUCGCAAUUUUGGUUCAACGAUAUUACCUGGGUUUUUCCUAACGUGCCGCCUGCACCAGGGAUGCCCUGUCAGGGAGAAGACAGAAGCAUCUACAGACGCGGCGCACGUAGAUGGAGGAAGCUGUACCGAGUGAAUGGUCAUAUAUUUCAGGCGAAACGUUUCAAUCGGCGAGCGUUUUGCGCGUUCUGCCAGGAUCGGAUUUGGGGGCUAGGUCGGCAGGGAUUCAAGUGCAUCCAAUGCAAGCUGCUAGUACACAAGAAAUGUCACAAGGUGGUACGCAAGCCAUGCUUGAGUGUGCAACAACAACAACAACAACAGAUACCAAGCACAGAAUCACAGACGAUCGACAGGAACGGCGAUCAACAACAGCUUGAUUCUGUUCAAUGCAGCCCAGUAGCUCAUCUCGAGGAUGAGAUCUCAGAGUCGCCAAUUAUUGAGGAGCAUUCACGCAAUCGAACCGGAAGUGAAGAAAGGGAGGAGUUACCGCUGGAUACGUUAAACGAUGCGGAUAAUUCGAAUGAUAUGCAAAGGCAAUACUCAUUAAACGAUUUCGAACUGAUUAGGGUAAUCGGUCGUGGUUCCUACGCAAAAGUUUUGAUGGUAGAAUUGAAACGUACGAAGAGGAUUUAUGCGAUGAAAGUGAUCAAGAAAGCCUUAGUAACAGACGACGAAGACAUCGAUUGGGUUCAAACAGAGAAGCACGUAUUCGAAACGGCCUCAAAUCAUCCUUUCCUCGUGGGACUUCAUUCAUGCUUUCAGACACCCUCACGUCUGUUCUUCGUGAUCGAGUUUGUGCGCGGCGGUGAUCUAAUGUUCCACAUGCAAAGACAACGCCGUCUUCCGGAAGAGCAUGCUCGGUUUUACGCAGCCGAAAUUAGUCUCGCCUUAAACUUUUUACACGAGAAAGGUAUCAUAUACAGAGAUUUAAAGUUGGACAACGUAUUACUUGAUCACGAAGGACACGUAAAAUUGACGGAUUAUGGAAUGUGCAAAGAAGGUGUUCGAGAGGGUGACACAACUGCCACAUUUUGUGGCACUCCGAAUUACAUUGCACCUGAAAUAUUGCGUGGUGAAGAUUAUAGUUUCUCUGUAGAUUGGUGGGCACUUGGAGUACUUUUGUAUGAAAUGCUUGCAGGCCGCAGCCCGUUCGAUAUUGCGGGCGCGUCAGAAAAUCCAGACCAAAACACCGAAGAUUAUCUGUUUCAAGUUAUUUUACAGAAGACAAUUCGUAUACCAAGGUCACUAUCGGUUAAAGCAGCCUCUGUGCUUAAAGGUUUCCUUUGCAAAGAUCCUACUGAAAGAUUAGGUUGUGGCAAGAGGCCAACUGCUUUCCUCGAUAUCGUUGCCCAUCCCUUCUUCAAAGCGAUAGAUUGGGAAAUGUUGGAGCAGAAACAAGUAACACCACCUUAUAAACCACGCUUAGAUUCCGAUCGUGACUUAGCAAACUUCCCACCAGAAUUUACAGAUGAACCAGUUCAUUUAACACCGGAUGAUCCGAGGGUGAUCGACAAGAUCGAUCAAAGCGAAUUUGAGGGCUUUGAGUAUGUGAACCCAUUACUUAUGUCUUUGGAAGACUGCGUGUGACAAGAACCGCUUGUUAUUGUGUCACGUCACAAUCAAAAUCAGCAACAAUUACAC
This is a messenger RNA of Habropoda laboriosa, 2944 nucleotides long. It is a transcript of the gene aPKC, whose product is annotated as atypical protein kinase C. Gene Ontology annotation, molecular function: protein binding; ATP binding; protein serine/threonine kinase activity. The coding region runs from base 548 to 2890 and encodes 780 amino acids. The record is from RefSeq and is a predicted model, not a curated record. Lineage: Eukaryota; Metazoa; Arthropoda; Insecta; Hymenoptera; Apidae. The transcript is spliced from 8 exons. Gene Ontology annotation, biological process: establishment or maintenance of cell polarity; protein phosphorylation.